UCAGUGUCUUGGUAGUUCAUUGACAGAAGAAGUGUUGUUUUGUAAAAUAUUGGUGGCGUCAACUCUUUGUUUUUAAUAAAUAAAUGUAGUUUCCAAUAAAUUUAAAAAAUGGAGGAUAAAAUAAAAAUAAGUGCCAUGAAAGUGUGUAGAGUCUGUCUCAGCGAAUCUACUAACAUGACAUCGUUAUUCGAUAAAACCAUCGGUGACAGAACCCUUCUGCAGAUCAUACAUUUUGUGACCAAUAUCGAUGUUAAGAUGGGAAUACGCUGGCCCAGGCAAGUUUGUGGAGAGUGUAAGACUAAAAUCCUCACCGCUGAUGAGAUUAAACGGCGUUGCAUGGAGUCUGAAUCGGUUUUAGAUCAAUUUUUAGAAGUCUGUGAUCAAGUCAUGGGAGAUAUUCCUAAUCAAGAGAACUUUGUUAAAGUUGAACUGAAUGCUGAUAUGCCAAUGUCUAUAGAACCUACACUGACGAGCAAUGAAAUAAAAAACGAUAGCAUAAAGGUUGAGUUUAAUGAUUUUAAUAUUUGUAACGAUAAUUAUGAUGACCACUUUGAUUCAGUUGAAAAACAUGAAGAGAUUUUCGGGGAAGCCAAUAUUAAUGCUGACACAAUUAUUGACACGUCACAUUUUAAAGAAAUUAAUAUGGACAGCACAAAAUCUACAAAAGCGAAAGAAUACGCAUGUACGAAAUGCGAUAUGAAGUUCCCUACGGCAAGUCAGAAGAAGUCCCAUUGGAAGAGACAUAAAAAAGAUGGUGAGGCACUUGGCAGCUAUCAGUGUUCAUAUUGUUUCCGAAAAUUCUUAAGAAAAUCAUCGUUGUCUACACACAUGAAUGUCCACGAUUCUAAGGACAAAGUUAAAUUCACGUGUAUAACUUGUAAAAGAGAGUUUAAGCACCAGGCGUUUCUAGACAAUCAUAUUCGUUCCGUUCACACCAGAAAAGAAGGUUAUAUAUGCAAACAUUGCGGUAUAAACUUGGAGAAUCAAGAAACUUUAAAUGAGCAUGAAAAGACACAUCAAAUAAGUAAGAAACACGAGUGUAAAUUGUGUAAUAAGUCAUUUGUUAUGUUGUCAACUUUGAAUGAUCACAUACGAACUCAUACCGGCGAGAAACCUUUCUUGUGCUCAAUAUGUGGAAGGAGGUUCAGUCAGAAAACGAAUUUAGCUCAGCACGUACGAAGACAUCAAGGACUAAAGCCUUUUAAUUGUGAUGAAUGUAAACGAAGCUUCGUAUCAAAAGGUGAAUUGGAAGCGCACAAGCGAAAACACACGGGCGCGCAUCCCUUCGUGUGCGACGAAUGCGGCAACGGCUUCACCACGUCCAGUUCCCUUGUGAAACACCGCCGUAUACACACGGGCGAGAAACCCUACGCGUGCGAUCUAUGCCCUAUGAAAUUCACCGCUUUGAGCACUUUAAAAAACCAUAGACGAACACAUACAGGUGAGAAACCUUAUCAAUGCUCGCAUUGUGAGAAAGCCUUUGUCCAACGAAACGAUUUGAUAUCUCAUAUACGCUGUCAUACAGGAGAAAGGCCGUAUGUGUGUUCGCAUUGUGGCCAGUCUUUCAGAAAAGCGGCCGGUUUGAAGACCCAUAUCAAAAUGCAUAGUAAAGAGCCUAUGCUACAGCGAGAACUGAUUCACGAUAGCGUGAAGCAUUUAAAAGAAGCUGUGCCGAGGGAUUUGAUGAUUCAAGGAGUUAAUGUUAUGUUGUUACCAAAUAACAGUUAGGUUUGAACCGGUAUAUUACACAAAAUCGAAAUUGUGUAGAAUAUUUUUUUAUUCCAAGGGCGAAUUACGGGUUUAAUUCGAAUAGACUCGAUAUUGAGAAGUGAUAUUCUCACUAUCACAAAAUCAAUCAAUACAUAUAAUAAAUCUGUAAAAAAAGUGUUUCCAUUGAAGAUAUUUAAAUAAAAAAAAAUUUAGAUCGAUGGAGAAUCAGUAAUAGAAUAAGAAUUUAAAAAAAAAGUCUGUCUGUUUGUUUGCACACGCUAAUCUCUGGAUCUACUGGACGGAUUUGAAUGAAACUUUUUUGUUGUAUAGCUAUAAAGCCUGGUCAACAUAUAGGGUGUAAAUGAUUUUGAAAACUGGAACACCUGAUGGUGUACUAUGAUGGUACAGCGAAACUAUACGAAAUAUUGAAAUGACGCCUUAACAAAAGUUAUUCAGCCUGAUGAGCAUUUUCUGUUGAGAUAUAAAAAUCGAUGAUCUGGAACACCCUGAUGUAGACCUAUGAUGGUACAGCUAAACUAUAGGGAAUAUAGAAAUGACGCUCUAAUAAAAGCUGUUCAGAGUGAUGAGUAUUUUCUGUUGAGGUAUAAAAAUCGGAGAUCUGAAACACCUGAAGAAGAGUCAUAAUAGUUCAGCUAAACUAUAGAAAAUGUACUUUUUCAGUCUGAUUAGCAUCUUCUGUAUGUAUAGGUAUCGUUACAUUUGUUUGUACAAUUAAAUUUGUAUAUUGUAAUUUUGAUUCCUUACCAAAAAUUGUUCGGCCACGCGAACGAAGUCGCAGGCAUCAGGUAGUCUCACAUAAAAAUGGGAUAUUCUCACUAUCGAGUCGAUUCGAAGUGAGACGCAGCGAACCAAUCACAUUGCGGUGUGGUAGUCGUUGCGUCACAAUGGCGCACUGUGAUUGGUCAGCUGCGUCUCACUGCGAAUCAACUCGAUGGUGAUAUCGUAUUAAACACACAGUGCACGAUUUUUCACAAUAUGUGCGAUUAACGGACCAUUAAAAUUUCAACUUUGCAUACCAGGUACUAUGAGCUGAUCAAUUUGUAUGGCAGACCAAAAUAUUAUUGUAAUUUUUUAAUAUCAACUCCUUUUGAUAUUGGCUCAGUUUCCAUCAUACGUAUAUGCCUCCGCCUCACAACUAUCAUCACAGGAUAAAAAUACCAUUUUCACUCUGCAUUACCUAUUGGUUGACAGGUAGAAAAAGCCUCAGGCUUUAAGUCCGUCUUUUACAUGUUUUUGUAAUAAAGUUACAUAAAUAAAUCCAAAAGAAGUAGCCGUUAAUUUGUUUUGGCGUAUUCCCAACCGAAGUGCGGUGAGGCAUACAAUGAGUGAAGAAAAUGUAUGAAAUGUAUGUCUGUUUCAUUCGGUUAUGCUUGCUUUAAGUUUUCUUGGUCUUUGUUCUCAUUAUACUAUUUUGCAAAUUGUUCCAGAAUAUAACAUGUGUAAUAUAAAUAAUUUCUAAUUCUAAAUCUCUUGAUUUUUAAGCAAUUUAUUUCUAUUAAAAUAAUUAUUUGAGCCAUUUAUUAUUUAAUUAAAUAUAAUAUAAAUUUAUUAUCCAUAUUGGAUAUACCUUUUACUGCGUAUAUUAUAAGAACAUCACAUAUUUUUUCUAUACAAUGGCUUAACUAGAAUUUAUUUUGAUUUCCUUGCUACUGACUUUUAUAAAAACAAAAACAUUUAAAGUUUUAGGAAAAUGAAAAAAAAAAAACGCUUUGUUUUUUCCCCUUUUUUUUAAGAUUUCAAGAACCACAGUUUCAUACAUUUAUGGCGCUAACAAAACUGUUUAAAACGUUAUUAUAUAAUGAUAUAAACUUUCUGAGCCCUACACUUAAAGAACUGAAUGUAAAAUUAAGUUUUAACUUGUAUAUAGUUCAAAUAAUAUAAGUGUUUAUAUUAAAUAA
Messenger RNA from Plodia interpunctella (Indianmeal moth), 3629 nucleotides. RefSeq names its product zinc finger protein OZF-like. The coding region runs from base 109 to 1728 and encodes 539 amino acids. The record is from RefSeq and is a predicted model, not a curated record. Gene Ontology annotation, molecular function: zinc ion binding; RNA polymerase II cis-regulatory region sequence-specific DNA binding; DNA-binding transcription factor activity, RNA polymerase II-specific. The transcript is spliced from 2 exons. Lineage: Eukaryota; Metazoa; Arthropoda; Insecta; Lepidoptera; Pyralidae. Gene Ontology annotation, cellular component: nucleus.